Schistosoma spindalis is the source of this 874-nucleotide messenger RNA. Lineage: Eukaryota; Metazoa; Platyhelminthes; Trematoda; Strigeidida; Schistosomatidae. The record is from the annotation of a GenBank genome assembly.
AUGAUAUUUAAAAAUCGGAAAAAUAUAUUUUAUGUGGAAAUAGGGAUUAUUUUACUGUCUGGAAUAGGUGGUCUUUUCGCUUUAAUUAGUGUAUGCUUCAGAGGCUCAUGGAUCUCUCAAGAAUAUUUUGAUCAAGUACAUAUGCAUAGGAAUCGAGAUCAUUUGACUAAAUGUGAAGCAUCUUGUUGGCUUGCAAUAAUUGGAACAAUAUGUUGCGUAACCUCAUCAUUUAUUGGUGCAUUGAGAAUGAGAUAUUGCAAUGUUAAGGAGACGAAAAAGUAUAAAACAGCACAAUUCAUUAAUUCAAUAGCUGGAUUUAUUAGUUUGUUAAGUUCCGUAUCUGUUUGGGCAGAUUUUCUUUGUCAUCUUCCAUAUGAACUAAGUACAACUUAUCAAAUGAAUACAUUAACAUUUAAUCAACAUAAACAACCAAUUAAGAACAGGAAAAUACUUAUACCUCAAUCUAACAGUAAUCAAACUAUUAUAUCAACAAUUUUUUCACUGUUACAUCUUUCUCGUAAUUAUUCUUUAUCUAAAUUGAUUAAAUUUAAAAAGAAUUUAAAUCAUCUUGAACAUUUACAUUAUAAUGCAAAUUAUUUAUUUGGUUGGGCAUAUUGGUUUUGUGUAGUAUCAGUUGUAUUCUUAUUUUUAGGUAAUUUAAUUUAUUUAAUGCGAAAAGAUUGUGAAGAUGAACGGCCAGUUGAAAUCGUUUAAAAAAAUAAAAAAAUUUGGUUUUCAGUUGACAACAAAAACUUCAAUAUGUUAUAAACUAAUGAAUCACUAUUGAAUGUAAUAGUUAAAUGUGUUAAUUAAUCUCGAAAAAAAAAGAAGUAAAUGAUCAUAAAUAAGAAAUAAUAUUUCACUUUAGAGUUUG